This is a messenger RNA of Brienomyrus brachyistius, 1884 nucleotides long. It is a transcript of the gene dnaja2a, whose product is annotated as DnaJ heat shock protein family (Hsp40) member A2a. The coding region runs from base 83 to 1321 and encodes 412 amino acids. Gene Ontology annotation, biological process: protein refolding; response to heat. Gene Ontology annotation, molecular function: Hsp70 protein binding; ATP binding. The transcript has 9 exons. The record is from RefSeq and is a predicted model, not a curated record. Lineage: Eukaryota; Metazoa; Chordata; Actinopteri; Osteoglossiformes; Mormyridae. Gene Ontology annotation, cellular component: cytosol; cytoplasm.
CAGUGCGCGUGACGUAUAGGGCCGGCUCCUCUUUCUUUUCUACACUUUUCCCCCUGCAGAGGCUUCUUCUCUGAGCACCGUCAUGGCGAACGUCGCUGACACCAAGCUGUACGACAUCCUGGGGGUGUCUCCCGGCGCCUCCGAGAACGAGCUGAAGAAGGCAUACCGAAAGCUCGCAAAGGAAUACCAUCCUGACAAAAAUCCCAAUGCUGGCGACAAGUUUAAGGAGAUCAGCUUUGCCUACGAAGUUCUGAUGAACCCGGAGAAGAAGGAGUUGUACGACCGCUAUGGGGAACAGGGUCUGCGGGAAGGUGGCUGCGGGGGUGGCGGCAUGGAUGACAUCUUCUCCCACAUCUUUGGAGGGGGGCUCUUCGGGUUCAUGGGUGGCCAAAGCAGGAGCCGCAAUGGCGGGAGGAGGAGAGGCGAGGACAUGGUGCACCCUCUCAAGGUGUCACUUGAAGAUCUGUACAACGGAAAGACUACAAAGCUGCAGCUAAGCAAGAAUGUCCUGUGUAGCACAUGUAAUGGUCAGGGUGGCAAAUCGGGAGCUGUUCAGAAGUGCACCUCUUGCCGGGGUCGUGGUGUGCGUGUCAUGAUCCGACAACUCGCCCCGGGAAUGGUCCAACAGAUGCAGUCAGUCUGCACCGAUUGCAAUGGGGAAGGUGAAGUCAUCAAUGAGAAAGACCGCUGUAAAAAAUGUGAGGGUAAGAAGGUGGUGAAGGAAGUAAAGAUCCUAGAGGUCCAUGUAGAUAAGGGCAUGAAGCACGGCCAGAAGAUCACCUUCGGUGGCGAGGCGGACCAGGCCCCGGGGCUGGAGCCUGGAGACAUUGUGCUAGUCCUCCAAGAGAAGGAGCAUCAGACUUUCAAGAGAGAUGGCAACGACCUGCACAUGUCCUACAAGAUAGGCCUUGUCGAGGCUCUCUGCGGAUUCCAGUUUACAUUGAAGCACUUAGACGGCAGACAGAUUGUUGUGAAAUACCCCCCCGGGAAGAUCAUUGAGCCAGGUUCGCUCAGAGUGGUGCGAGGUGAAGGCAUGCCACAGUACCGUAACCCUUUUGAAAAAGGGGAUUUGUAUGUUAAAUUUGAUGUGCAGUUCCCAGACAACAACUGGAUAAGCCCAGAGAAACUUGCUGAACUGGAGGAUUUGCUGCCCGUUAGAGCAGAGGCACCCAUCGUAUCGGGUGACGUGGAGGAGGUGGACCUCCUGGAGUAUGAUAUGAGCCAGAGCUCAUCAGGAGGCCACCGGCGGGAGGCGUACAACGACAGCUCUGACGAGGAGAGCGGCCACCAUGGGCCAGGCGUCCAGUGCGCCCAUCAGUAAUGCACCCCUCAGUAUAAAGGCUUAAUGAAGUGGCAGAGUAUUUGAUCUGGAUCCAGUCUGCCAUAACUUCCUGCCCCUCCCCACCUGGAAUUGCUACCAUCUACACCCCCUCCCACCAAACCCAGAUCAGAUACCCUUGUAGCUUCCAGCAGUCAGCAAGGUCAGAGGGUGAAUGAAGCUUCUCUGAUCGACAUGUAACUUUUUGGUUCCUCACCGUAUCUGCAGAUUUAAACUAAUGAUGGAAACAGUGGUUAUGCUUGGACUUGAACCUGAAGCGUGCCCCCCCCCCCCCCGGAGCCCAAGUCCUGACUACGCUAUGGGAUGUGUUCACAUUUUUAGGUUUCUACUUGUACCAGUGCUUUAAGUAUUACCAUGUUUUCCUUUGUAGGUUUUUUUUUUUACGUUCUCUUUUAAAUAGUGAGGGGAACCUUGUGUGUAUACAAAGAUUACUCAAACUAUUGGCUGCAGUCAAUGAUAAGCCCAUAAGCUGUAUGUCUGACCCUGGUGCAUGUUAGAAGACUUGUGCACUGACAGUCAUUGGUAAAAAUAAAAGUUGAACCACC